This is a messenger RNA of Camelina sativa (false flax), 1204 nucleotides long. RefSeq lists its product as uncharacterized. The record is from RefSeq and is a predicted model, not a curated record. Lineage: Eukaryota; Viridiplantae; Streptophyta; Magnoliopsida; Brassicales; Brassicaceae. Gene Ontology annotation, molecular function: pyridoxal phosphate binding; catalytic activity; molybdenum ion binding.
GAUGACCAAAGACUUGAAUUGUUCGAUUACCACCUACUAAAAAGUUGAAAGAUUCAUCAUCGUGUCAGGGGUGCCACUGUCUGUGAAAGAGAGAGAGAUGGAGGAAGCUCUAAAGAUUCAAUCUUUGGUCAUUUAUCCGAUCAAAUCUUGCCGUGGGAUCUCUGUUCCUCAGGCUACCGUAACUCAUACUGGAUUUCAAUGGGACCGGUAUUGGUUAGUUGUGAACUACAAAGGAAGAGCAUACACUCAAAGAGUUGAGCCAAAGCUUGCUCUUGUCGAAUCUGAGUUGCCUAAGGAAGCCUUCUUGGAAGAUUGGGAGCCAACGAAGGACUCAUUUUUGGUAUUAAAUGCCCCUGGUAUGAGUCCGUUAAAGAUCCCGUUGACUAAGCCAAGCUCGGUGGCAGAAGGUGUGUCCAUGUGGGAAUGGUCUGGCUCUGCGUUUGAUGAAGGAGAAGAAGUUGCUAAAUGGUUUUCAGAUUAUCUCGGAAAACAAAGCCGUUUGGUUCGGUUUAAGAAAGACACUGAAACUAGACCUUCACCUCCUGAGUUUGCAGCAGGUUACUCUACAACAUUUGCAGAUAUGUUCCCCUUUUUGUUUGCAUCUCAGGCUUCUCUAGACCAGUUGAAUACACUUCUGCCAGAACCAGUGCCUAUAAACCGUUUUAGACCCAACAUUCUUGUUGAUAAUUGUGAUCCUUUCGGUGAAGAUCUUUGGGAUGAAAUCAAAAUAAACGAUUUAGUUUUCCAAGGAGUUAGGCUAUGUAGCCGCUGCAAGGUACCAACUGUGAAUCAAGAAACCGGGGUUCCUGGUGCAGCAGAACCAACUGAAACUCUGAUGAAAUUCAGAUCAGACAAUGUGUUAAUGCCAGACAAGAAACCGCGUGGAAAGGUUUUCUUUGGUAAGGAGAUGGUUUGGAAUUGGAACUUAACCAACACUGAAGACAAAGGCAAGAAGACAAUCAAAGUUGGUGAUACGAUCUCUGUCAUAAGGAAGAUCCCUUCCAGAGCUGAAGCUGCUGUUUAAGUCAAAACAUUUUGCUUUUCUUCUUCUUCUUCUGCUGUGUUGUGUUGUAUCUCUAAAUAAAGUAUACAAAGAUACUUUCUUUUUCAUGUAACUUCCGAACUUCACUUGUUGUUGCAUUCACCUUGUUAAAAGUGUGAUUUUGUUUGGUUUGAAUAAAUUUAAUUGAAAAAAAUUGAGGUU